GCUGUGUCCCUUCAACAGUCAGCUGCGGGGAGCACAUUUCACUGAGGGGCUCUGCAGACUAACACUCUCACACAUGUGCUUACAGAACUCACAAGCAGACACAAACACAAGCGCACGGACACUCUCCUGCACGCGCGCACAAACACACGCACAGUGUCCCUCCAGCAGAUCCACAUUUCCCCUGAGGAGAAGCAAACGAAAGGACAAACUCCUUUGAGGAUUAACUUGGCUUUGUCAUCAAAAGGCCAAAAAGAAGGAUUUCUUUGGCUCCGCUGGAAAUGCACAACUUGUCAGCAUGACACCUUUUCCGGAUUCUCCUUUUGGCAGGCAAAAAUCCUGAAAAUGAUGGAUGACAACAAGCAGCUGGCUCAGCGCAUAGAUGGGGCCAUUCAGUCGGCCAGCCAGGAAGUGACCAACUUGCGCUCGGAGCUGAGCGCCACCAGCCGCAGACUGACCGAGCUGGGUGCUGCUGACCCUUCCGGCUGCAUUCUUGAGAGCAGGCAGCACAACCACAACGAUACUUCUCCGCACUCGAGGCAGAAGGCGCCCUCCACUGACCUGUGCUACACGAGUGAAAUCAGCAGUCUGAUGGACUUCAACUCUCCUGAUGCCUCCCUAGACAAAGUUCUACUUCGUGAGGAGGUGGCCCAACUGCAGGAAGAGGUGCACCUGCUGCGCCAGAUGAAGGAUAUGUUGAGUAAGGACCUGGAGGAGAGCCAAGGAGGAUGUUCGGCCGAGGUGCUUUCUGCCACCGAGCUCCGCGUGCAGCUGGCCCAAAAGGAGCAGGAGCUGGACCGAGCCAAAGAGGCUUUGCAAGCCAUGAAGUCAGACCGUAAGCGUCUUAAGGUGGAAAAGGCAGACCUGGUGAAUCAGAUGCAGCAACUUUAUUCCACACUGGAGAGCCGAGAGGAGCAGCUCCGGGAUUUUAUUCGCAACUACGACCAGCACAGAAAAGAGAGCGAGGAUGCGGUGAAAGCUCUUGCCAAAGAGAAAGACAUGCUGGAGAGAGAGAAGUGGGACCUGCGGCGACAGACCAAGGAAGCCACCGAGCACACGGGAAUGCUGCGAGCACAGCUGGACCUCAAGGAAAACCGCAUCAAGGAGCUGGAGGCUGAACUGGCGAUGGCCAAACAGUCACUAGCCACCCUUACCAAGGAUGUGCCUAAACGUCACUCCCCGGCAAUGCCAACAGAGCCGGUUGUCAACGGUAACAACCAGGAGUGGGUGAUGCAAGCUGACCUUCCCCUCACUGCUGCCAUCAGACAGAGUCAGCAGACCCUCUACGUGCACACGGGCCAUCCCACCGACAGACAAGUGGCUGCUGUGAGGUUGAGCCCGUGCCACUCACGUCAGCCCUCCAUCAUCUCCGAUGCCUCGGCUGCGGAGGGAGACAGGUCGUCCACACCUAGUGACAUCAACUCUCCACGUCAUCGGACACACUCACUCUGCAAUUCUCUAGAAGAUCUGGAGGUGGCCAAAUGUAAGAAGAAGAAGGACAAAAUGGGCCUGGGUUCUUUGUCGCGAGUCUUCACCCGAAAACAACGCAAGUCCCUGGACCCGGGUCUGUUUGAUGGUACUGCAACACCCGAUUAUUACAUAGAGGAGGACGCCGACUGGUGAAGGCCACACAGAGCCUCUGUAGAAAUGAUCGGAGGAUGGCGCUAGGUUUUAAUGUGCGUCACGAACAGCAUGUGUGAAGGUGUGCGAGUGUGAGCCAGCAAAUCGCACUUGUACGUACGGUAUGUACAUUGAUGUAAAUAGUGCGCAACAUGGUGAAUUUCAGUUUCAAUUCUCUACUUUGAUUUUCACUCAACUGCAAACUUGAAGGACUGCUGUACAUGUAAAUAACAACAGUUGACGUGCACUUUGUGUGUGUGUGUGUGUGUAAAUGUCUCCAUGUCCUGAAUGCCUUUUCUUAUUUUUGAAUAUGUAACCCUGACUACCUUUUAAGUCCCCGCCACCCACGUUUACCGUCUUGCCUGCCUGGUUCAUUCCCCGUCCUGAGAACAGUUUUCCUGUGGGCGGCAUGCAGACUCCUCAAAUCCAUCCCAUUCUCUCCACAGUCAGGCAAACUACACAAACGCCUCUUUUAGCGGAAUGAAUCGUCCACUCAAGGCAUUUUGUUCCCUAGCAACAUGAGGCCUAGCAGGGAUUGUGGGAACUGUGAUUUCUAUCUGUUCAGAUAGAAGCGUUUAUACGUACAUACAUGCGUGCCGUAUUGUGCCAUGCAUGCACAUACUGUCCCACAGCGCAUGCGACUCUGACGCCACCGUCCGUAAAAUGAACUAACAACUGUCUGCUUUGAGAAAAGAGAGGUCAGUUACCCCUGCCACACUCUCAAACUUGUCAGGAACUUGUUAGCCGUUGUAACUUCAAUAAUUCUUAAACACACACAGUGACUAAUCAAACAUUAAUGGAAAGUUAAGUCAACCAAAAUUAUUCCAAAAAGAAUCUCGUGUAUGCCAUACGUAUUUGGUUUCUGAAAAUUAGAUGUUUUUCUGCAUAGAGUGUAACCUUUUCAUAAGAUUUGAUUCUCAGCUGUUAUUUUCCACCAACAUUAUGUCACGUCGGUUAAACUGUGAUGAUUAGUGUUCAUAUAUCGGUUUCAUUUGUUAUUCAAAUUUGAUAGGUAUUCUUUUGAACGAUAAUUUAUCUUUAUGAAAUGCUUUUUGUUAACAUUUCAAGGUGUCUGGAACUGAUAAACUGUAUUUACUUGAUUUUUUUUUUUAAAUAGAAAAUUAGGUCCAUUUUCAAAAUAUGUGGUUUGGGUCAGAACAACUGAGCUUCUGCUGUUUAAAUAGUGCACUUAAUGCAUAAGGUCUCCUUGUGCUUUGCGUAAUUAAAACUACAAAUGUUUAAAAAAAAAUUCUAAUCAGUUGCAAAAACAUUCUAGAUUAUUUUUAUGCACUGAUAUUGAAUCUGACUCCCCCCCCCCCCCCCUUCUAGCACAGGGGUGUCAAACUAAUUUUUGUCGCGGGCCGCAUCGUACCCAAAGUUUCCUUCGUAGGGCCAAUAGGACCUUCAACCCAAAUGAAUGUAUGAACUUCUCAUAUACAGUAUAGGCUACACAACAAACUGAUUUCAUAACUAGCUUUGAAAUCAGAGACUAGUAAGAACUGUUUAAAUUUUUUAAAAGAUGAAUGGUAAUAAAAAAAAUGCUUGAAACGUCUGAAACAUCUGUAUUUUUUAAAAGUGAAGACAAUUUGAAAUUUUAGUAUUGACACAAAGUUGAUGCUCAAUUUGUCUUCGUGGGCCAAGUAUAAUUCCACUAUAGACCAAAUCUAGCCCGCAGGCCAGAGUUUGACACACCGCUCUAGCAUAUCAAGUUUUCAUAAUGAUAAUAAUAAAAUAACCAUAUAAUACAAAAUAUAGGAAUGUAUUUUGUAAUACUCGUGAAUGAAGGGUUAAGAGCAGCAACAGCUAAAAAACAAAUUCAGAAAUGUCAUAGUUAUAUAAAUUAUGACGCAUGGUAAAAUCCGGAAUCUGCAAAGCUAUACAUAGACGGAAAAUAUCUGAAUAUACAAUAUAUUUAGGGACACAUGUAGCCAUCUCUGACUAACAUUUGCUGUUGACCAGUGUUAUUAGUGCUCUUUUGCUGGAUCGGGCUGGAAUCUGCAGUGCCUCGCCCCCAGGAAAUCUCAUCUCUAGAUCCUAAUCUAACCUCACUUUCCCCUGCAACACUAGUGCUGGCUGUGUGCGGUGGUGGGUGCCUUCAGCACAAAGCUCGCCCUGCAAAACUUAAGCUAUAAAAUCAAUUAUGAAUUGGACUGUAUGCAUAAGCACUUCCAAUUGUUUAUUUCACCAAACAUUUCGGCUUUAAUUUUGUUCUCUUGCCAACUUUCAGAAAAAGCCAAGAGGUCAUUUCAGUCUUUGAGACCAUUUCUGUGUUUAUUUUUUUAAUUAUUUUUUUGCUCAAAUGUUUUACUCAUUGUAAAUGGGACAACAAUAGGGAAAAUUAAUAUUAUUGAAGAAUAUUAAGAAUGACAGUGAGAGAGCAGAGAGCGGCCUUUAAUUGUAAAGUUGUGAGAUGUGUAUGUGUGACGAUUUAAAAGGCAUGGUUAAACUAAGGACAAGGAAACAAGGAGGUGAUAUAAAAUCUAAAGAAGUAAGAGUAUUUUAAAAUGAAAAUAAAUCAUGUUGAAUUUUUA
Syngnathus typhle (broad-nosed pipefish) is the source of this 4148-nucleotide messenger RNA. It is a transcript of the gene kazna, whose product is annotated as kazrin, periplakin interacting protein a. NCBI's taxonomy places the organism in Eukaryota, Metazoa, Chordata, Actinopteri, Syngnathiformes, Syngnathidae. Gene Ontology annotation, molecular function: protein binding. The coding region runs from base 343 to 1620 and encodes 425 amino acids. The transcript has 8 exons. The record is from RefSeq and is a predicted model, not a curated record.